UAACACCUACCUGAUCGCAAACUCACAUUUGCAUUUAUUCCGAUCACUUUUCUGAGCUGGUCUCUUCCAUCUUACCGCCGUGUUCAAGCGCACUCACAUUUCUGCCUGAGGCCGCAAUCGGCUCCAUAGCCAUCAUAUCAUCUCCUUCCGACUUGCUCAGCAUUGAACACUCAAUGCCUCCUAGACGCGGCGCCGUUAGGCGCAAGGGGUCUACACCUCGCUCUGAUGCAGAUAGUCCUUUGACGUUUUUCCAGACCAAGUUGGGUGCGGACAAAAAGGUCCAGGCCCUGCCAAACCUCCCCACCAAGCAGUCGUUUGCUUAUGGAUCGGCCGAGACACCAAUCCUGCCUCGGGAACUGGUACUCCAGCCUCAGAUGGAUCUGGCAGAGAUGGCAGUUGCGAUCGACAAAGGGAUUGAAGAUGCCAAGGAUCGACAGAUGAGAGAAAACGAAAACUCCAAGGACACGCGCCGUCGGCAGAAGUCGCCGUCUGUUAGCCGCUCGCCAGUUCGGCGGAAACGACGUGAGCCAACUCCGGACGAACUACAGCUUUUCGAUGACCUACGUGAGGCAACCAGGACUCCGAGCCCGGUACGGGGUAGCUUUGACAACAAUGAUCAAUCAACUGCUACCCCCACGCCUCCAAUCCCGCAUAGUAUCUCAACCGCUUCAAGCCCCGUUAUGCAGCCCCCUCCUCAAGCAAGAUACCCGCAUGUGCCAGCUGAGGAUCUGUACCCGUCGCCUAUGCAGCGACUUGCUCCGCAACUGAAUAACGAGCCCCCGCUCGGAAGUUCUCCGCAGGUUGAUAGCUCGUCGAUCUUUUCAUUCUCCGUGGAGCGAGAUGUCAACGACGAUAACUUAAAACGGACACUUUCCGAUGGAAAGAGCAUCAAGGCACCCCCUCGGCGGUUCUCGGCGCUUGCCUUUGCCAAUGAGACCAUUCACGAAGAGGACGAGCCGGACUCCAGGCUUCUACAGAGAAAGUCGAAGUCGCCCUCUCUACAGCCCUCCCUACAGCCUUCCCCGCAGCCAUCGCCACAACCAUCUCCACAACGUUUCCGACCAUUCUCCCGACAGUCCUCCCGACAGUCCUCUCGACAACCCUCUCGCCAGCCCUCCUUGGAACCUACCUACGAAGACUUUCAACCGAUUGCUUCAGCAAAAUCUUCCGUGGAGCCUUCGCCUGAACCUUCGCCUGAACCUUCACCAGCGCCAGCGCCAGAGCCGGAGCCGCAGGUUGCCAGAGAAAAGUCCCCUGCAAUCCAAUUCUCUGCGCCAACUAAAACACUUAUUCCUGAUACCCGUGUACCGCAAAUUUCAUUACACGACAUGCCAAUACACAGCCAUCAACAAGGAAGCGAGCGACUGGACGAAGGACUCACUUGGAAAGCACGUUUGUCCAAAUCUCUACCCAGCAAGUCUGUCGCAACCCGAGUCAUUUCCGGGAUAGCUUUGAUAGCCGCGGUUCUCUACCUGUUUACAGUCUCUGGGUUUCCUUCUCUUGGCCAACCUAUACGGUACAUCCCGAUGGAUGAGAGUAAUAUUAUAGCGGUCAGCAGCCUCACGGACCAGAUGUCUCGACUCGGAGCCCAGGUGUCAUCACUGGCAAAGGAGAUGAGGACCGUCAAUUCGGAAAUGAAAACUGUCAAAUCGGAGGUGCGAGCGGUACCAACCCCCAAAGCGACACCAGCCACAGGAAACGUUGCCCUCGGCCCUCCGGUGGAACGAAAGACCAACUUCCUAAGCAUUGGGCUAGGUGUGAUAAUCGAUCCGUCCAUCACUAAUCCAACCGCCGGGCGCGAGCCCAGUACUGGUCAGAGCUUUUAUACGAGAUUCUGGAGGGGAGAACAUUAUCGUCACCCGCAACCGCCGCUCGCGGCUUUGGCUGCUUGGGAAGACUACGGAGAUUGCUGGUGCAGCACACCCCGCGACGGUAUGUCCCAGAUUGGUAUUUUUCUGGGCCAGUACAUUGUGCCGGAGGAGGUGGUUGUCGAACACUUGCCAAAAACGGCCUCUUUGAUGCCUGAAAACGCUCCCAAGGACAUCGAACUGUGGGUUCGGUUCGUCGAUGUCCGAAACAAACCCACUCCACCUGUGUCCGCAGCCUGGCAAAAGCUUUGGCGAACAGUCUUCUCAAGUCCCUCUGAACUGUCCCCAUUUCACGAACCGAUCAUGAACGCACUCCGUUACACAUGGCCAACCGAGCCGGAGACCGCAUACUCGGACGAUGAAUUUCUUGGUCCGUCCUUCUACCGAGUUGGGAAAUUCACAUACGACAUCAAUGGCAUGCAUCAUGUGCAGCGAUUCGAACUAGACACCGUGAUCGAUUCUCCAGAGCUGCGGGUGGACAAGGUCGUAUACAGAGUCAAGUCCAACUGGGGCGGGGACCAUACAUGUCUGUAUCGACUGAAGCUAUACGGACACCUGUAACCUUUCCUUUCUCCAUUCCUCCCUUUUCUCCUUUCUGUCUUAUAUCAUUGCUUUCGUGCUGUAUGAACCGGUAGCGUAGAGC
Aspergillus sclerotioniger CBS 115572 is the source of this 2511-nucleotide messenger RNA. RefSeq lists its product as uncharacterized. The record is from RefSeq and is a predicted model, not a curated record. Gene Ontology annotation, biological process: nuclear envelope organization. The coding region runs from base 174 to 2429 and encodes 751 amino acids. Gene Ontology annotation, molecular function: protein-membrane adaptor activity. The transcript is spliced from 2 exons. Gene Ontology annotation, cellular component: nuclear envelope; meiotic nuclear membrane microtubule tethering complex. Lineage: Eukaryota; Fungi; Ascomycota; Eurotiomycetes; Eurotiales; Aspergillaceae.